UUUCUGAGAAGUAGUCUACAGACCUGAGUUGUGUUUUAUUUUGGUUGUUGUUGUUCUGAUAUAUAUUUGAUCUGGUCGAGACAACAGCCCCAAGGGAGGGUGUUCGUGAUAGUUGCUGCUGUGUGUGUCGACAGAGUGACGUAGAACAACUUGAUUGGACAGUUGCAUUGCGGGAGUGUCUGCGUUGAAGAUCGUUGAGUAGCCACAUAUUAUCAGAACAGCAAGGAACGUUCUGUGGGAAUGUUCUUCGUGGAUGGUGCAUUACCCCGAGUGUGUUUCUUGUGGAUAGUGCAUCAGUCAGAGGGUUCAUGGUACGUUGUGAUGUACGUUAGCCCCUGUCUGUUGAGUCUUUGUGUUCCAAUAUCAUUGUGUUCUGCUUUUGUGCGUUGGUCGAGCGACACGGGUGGUGGCUGCGGUGCUGCGGUGCUGUGGUGCUCCCCACCCUUGCUCACUUCACCUUUUGACCUGUUCUCCUUGUCCAAGGUCUCAACAAUAAAACAUAUUUUCCCCAGAAGCCACGAGUUUACCAACAUACACUGCGUCGUGUGGUCACACAGGGGCUCUGGUGAUCAUGUUCUCGGGCCAAUGGACAAGAAAACAGACCUCCGACCGCGAGCAUUACACGUUGGAGUUCGUGAGGGACACGUUUACCGGUCGGAGCUCGACGGGCCCUGGAGGGACAGGUUUGGAUCACCUUUGGACGUGGCCAUCGAGCAUAGUGUCAGAACCCAGCGUAGAUUCCGUCGGACUGCCGAGGCGAUCGAAGAGAAAGAGGAACCGGACACCACUGAGUGCGGAAGCAAGGCCUUUUCGUGUGUCGCUGAUAUUGUGAGCGAUCUCGUGGCCAUCAACCAAUCAGAGGUGGAGAACGGCCACCAACAGGCAGCACGGAAAAAGCGGAAGCGUGGAAAAACAACAUCAGAGUUCAACAUGUGGCACGCGCCGCCGGGAACGGCUCUCGACGAGCUGAUGCUCCACUUGCACCUCGACUCCCUGUCGGUGCCGGCACACGGUAGAACCAUCCGAACGUGGUGCAGCGCGAGCAUGGGCGGACUCGAUCCUGGUGAGUUCGAGCCCGACCAAGCGACAAGAUUGAUCGAGCUGCACAAUGAGCUGGGUCUGAGGUUUCACCACGGCGUAUUAGACUUGAGAGUGUCGAGCCAGUAUAGCCAGUCCCUCCUCGCCCUUCUCGAGGUAUGCUGGCGGGGACCAAUCGUCGGCGCCGAGGAAGUGUCGGGGUUAGGAUUGAUCGAGCUGCACAAUGAGCUGGGUCUGAGGUUUCACCACGGCGUAUUAGACUUGAGAGUGUCGAGCCAGUAUAGCCAGUCCCUCCUCGCCCUUCUCGAGGUAUGCUGGCGGGGACCAAUCGCCGGUGCCGAGGAAGUGUCGGGGACUUUUUACGGGCCGGAAGAUUGGCAGUGUGACAUCAAUGGGGCACACACUGCGGUCCUUAUGAGCAUGGAGGUAGUACCCGUUUUCGGCCACGUGGAUGAGGUGGAGGAGUACGAUGACCACGACAUUGAGGAUUGGACCCUGUACAGUAUAGAACUGGAUGCACUCGGCAAACCCGACGCAUUCUUUGACGCGGAUGUGACACGAGUCUUCGGCCGAAACUACAAGCUCAGCAUGUGUCACAUACCCACCCUGGCGAAAGACCUGCUCGCGCAUGAGUUGGGUGAUCCCCUACAGGAUGCAGACUGUGCCCGCAAAUUCGAAAAAGGAAUAUUCGUGCGGGCCAGUGGCAUGUUGCAGCAGAGAUACGCAGACAGGAUAGACACUGUCAUGGUUACGGGCUGUGACGAGGCUUUCGCUGUGGGCGGCAUAAUUGUGCCUGUCCUAGGANCUCGCCAUAGAGGUACCCACUUCGUGCGGCCGUCGAGGAUAGUCAGCAUGUGUCACAUACCCACCCUGGCGAAAGACCUGCUCGCGCAUGAGUUGGGUGAUCCCCUACAGGAUGCAGACUGUGCCCGCAAAUUCGAAAAAGGGAUAUUCGUGCGGGCCAGUGGCAUGUUGCAGCAGAGAUACGCAGACAGGAUAGACACUGUCAUGGUUACGGGCUGUGACGAGGCUUUCGCUGUGGGCGGCAUAAUUGUGCCUGUCCUAGGAGAGGUCGAUCGCGUGAAGGCUGAACUUCGGACGGGACAGGAGAAGCUUGGGAUCGAGUCACUUCGCACCGGUGAUGCAUACCUUUGUUUGGAUGCGGAACGAACAUGGUACAGAGAUGGUUUCUGGGCGUUGGGUGCGCUCAUUCUUGACGAAACUCGAUUGCGAGUGUUGGAGGCGAGGAACGCUCUCGAAUCUUGCGGCGCGUCUGGCUUUAGCUACCAGUGUGACGCGGUAUUCUUCAGGGGAUCUUCGUCGGUGCAAGAGAAGAUGAGACUUCGCUUCAGGGAUUUGUUUAAAGGCGACGAAACAAAAACUCCCGGCACUCUAAAACGCCAAGCGCAACCUGUGGCCGGAGAUAUGCGGGGCCGAGUCGCCAUCAAAACUAGAAAGUUAAUCCGCGCCCACAUGCUCCAACAAGGUUCAAGGCUUGUGUGUGCGGUGACGGGAGAACACGGGGGGGCGGGGAAGAGUUACUGCGCUACCCGUGCUGCAACGGCCAUCUUCAAAACUGGGCUCGUCUUAACCCCCACCAAUAGUCUGAGAACGUUCUUCAUAGACAUGCCAUGCGGGUGGAGUGUAAAGACCGCCGAUCACCAGCUCGGUUUCUACCUGGGGGAUGGUUCUCACGGGAGGAAAACGACGAGGUCGAUACGAACGCUCAAGGUUGACGAAAUCAUCAUCGAAGAAGCUGCUUAUACGCCUCUCCGGAACUUAAGCAUGAUUCUGGCUGCUGCUCAUAGCAGCGGCACCCACGUGAUAGGGACAUACGACACGCACCAACUCCAACCCGUGUGCGAUAGCAGCGGCAUGUCAAUUAGCAAGGACAACGUCGACAGGAGCGUCAUCCUCGAAAAAUCCUUCCCCAUAUGCUUUCACGUCUUCGCGCGCAAGCGGGAUAAAAUUGUCGAAGAACAGGUGGAGAUGGAUGACGGCCUCUUGUACAUUCUGGCUGCAGGAGACGACAGUCACGAGGCGCAAACUCAAGCCAUUGAGAGGUUUGGUGGUGAAUUCCCAACGGCUAGCGACCCCAGCCCUUCAAUUUUUCACCUCGCUUACACUACAGACUGUGCUCGAUUCCACGCCUUUCGAGGGUUGCUGGGGUGCGACGAAGCCGGUGGCUGGGAUGGGCUGGGGCGUCAAACAGUUGUAGGUGCUCAAUACCGGGACCUCGGGAACCUGGGCAGGGUCCACAAGAAUCACACCUACAACAUCAUCCGAUCCUCAGCAGAUGAGGUCGUUGUCGCAAGCGCUUUUGACGGGGCCGUCAGUCUGGAGGAGACGUCACUCUGUCGAGUAGAGACAGGAAACUUGUUUGACCCCCCGGGGUCAUGUACAGUACACGCGGUCCAGGGUCGAAAGGUCGAGGGAACGUUGAUCAUCCACCAAGCCCGGCAUCCUCACGCCGAGGUGCACUGGCUGUAUACGGCGGUCAGUCGAGCGACAGGACCCUCAAACGUCAGGGUCAUAGACGACAUUCAUCGCAGCGAGAGCGACAUGCCCGGUCGGGUGAGGACAUCGUGGGUUUCUAGGAAGGUCUCGAGCUACGUCUAUGCCGACGUUACGGCCGGGCGUCUUGGACCAGAAGAGGGUGGAAGGCACAGAGAAGCCCUUGUUCAAGAACUCCUGAACUCUUACGGAGGUAGAUGCAACCUAUGCACCUGUGAGAUUAUCUGGGCCAUUUUCAGUGAACGGCACCCAAUGCUCGAUCGCCUCGACUGCUCGCUGCCCAACACGGCGGAAAAUGUGGACGUGAAGUGCCUAAGGUGCAAUCGCGCUCGUGGUAGCCUGAGCAGAGGGCGCACAAAAAAGAAGAAAGUAGAUGGUAGUGGGAAGGAUGAGAGGUAGCCCUAUUGUAAGGAAAUAUGGAGGAUAUUAUGUGUGUCGUUGUUAUAGUGUUCAAAAUGGACAAAAAGAUCUCAAUGUGCGCCAAAUAGUUGGAGGAACACGAGAAUCCUUGGAGGAACACGAGAGUUCUAGAGGUUCUGAGGAAGCUACACCCUGGCUCUUCAAACAAGAACUUCGCAAGGGUUUGGGAAGUGUGGAUACAAAAUUCGGCGCCGGGCACAACGCAGGUCCCGUCAACAUAGAAAUCCGGCAAUUGCUCGUCCUUAUCAAGAAGAAGACAUCCACGGCAAAGAAGGCGAAGAUGCGGAAGGGAUACCUGAAACAGCUACAGACGGCCUGGGAUCGCGUUGUGUCAUUCGGGAAAUUAGACCUUCCCUGAAAGUAGUCGGCCCGGCGCGCGAUACACUCGCGGAAGGUGGAUUUCACAGGACUCGCCGAUAAUGACGACCUCUUUAGGAAGGUGCGCUUGCUACUGCCCUACGUCUCCCGGUUAGAGCUCACGCCGGAGGAGAAAAGCAUGCCGAGAAUAGAACGCCAGGAGUAUUGGUGAUGUAGCGGCAGUGUGUAUCGGUUGAACUGCUGCUGUAGAUCAUCUGAUUGGAUGUUUUGAAUAUCAGAACUGUCUGUCUGUGUAGUUCCAGAGAAAGUUCCUUGUGGAAGUUAUACUGUUCGGAGUUGGAUCAGCAGAUAGUCAGUAGGGUGCACGUUAGGUGCACGUUAGGUGCACGUUGUGUGGACGUUGCAUGGAUGUGGCACGUGGGAUGAUUACCCUCAACAGGAAUUGUUCUAGUUCGGUUGUAGGGAUCGGAACAUUACGUUGUUGGAACGUUGCGAGUAGUAUAUUGUUCCGAUAGUGUUUGUGUUGGCGUGUUGAUCGUUGGCUGGGGUGCUGGGAGCACACGAGCUAGCCCCCACACGCUGUCACUCCACUUUGCCUACCUGUCUCAGAGGGCAGUUUCUCAAUAAUACAACAUCUUUCUCCAAGAGCCAAGGGUUUACCAACACGCUAUAGCGUUGGUGUCUACUGCUCCGUCGUCCCCUAGGACUGCACUAGACUGCUGUACGAGAAAGGCCUGAUCAACCUGUCUCAUCAUGGCUGAACCGGGGACACCUGCGGGUGGCCAAAGUCAGGGUAAUCCGCAGGAUGUUGGUCCGUGAUGGAGGAUGAGGAGGCAGGAG
This is a messenger RNA of Ectocarpus sp. CCAP 1310/34, 5130 nucleotides long. NCBI's taxonomy places the organism in Eukaryota, Phaeophyceae, Ectocarpales, Ectocarpaceae. The record is from the annotation of a GenBank genome assembly.